Molecule: messenger RNA, 592 nt
Organism: Leguminivora glycinivorella
Lineage: Eukaryota; Metazoa; Arthropoda; Insecta; Lepidoptera; Tortricidae
Exons: 2
Coding region: 62-433 (123 amino acids)
Source: RefSeq, a predicted model, not a curated record
CCCAGCUCUCGGUAGCUCUUGGUUUUGAUCUGCUUCAUGUUGGUGGGUGGGACUGGGGAUAAUGGGUCCCGGUAGAGCAUGGAUCUGGAAGAAAAUGUUUGGUACAGAGGUCUGGCACAGAAUAACAAUACCACGUGCGAGAACGCGGGCUCGAAUACUUUCUCGCUCGCACACUACUACCUGUCGCGCUCAGCGGACCGACCGACCCGAACGUGCGCGAAGUAACUACUACGAGCGGCGCGGAAACCGAAAUAAAAGGCGCUGCGCGGCCGCCGAUCGUCAGCCGACACGGAAGAAGAGGACAACACCCCCACACCACACUGAACAUCACCAACAUCACCACCACGCCCACGCUAGCCCGAGCUGCCGGUCGCCUUCACUGCGGCCCCGAAACCCGGCCCAGCUCAAACGGUAUCACCGCGGGGUUGGAUAACGGCCGGUAGCGGUAGGGCUAGCAAUCACCGGAUCGCCCAGUCGUCCCCAAAACGACGUCAGACCGCCCCACGAGGAUGGGGCGCGCCCCGACACAGCGCCCAGCGCGGAAGGGGCCACUCACACCCCAGCAGGGGUGUCGAAUGAAGACACACCACCC